UGUAUCAGUAGUACCCAUGUCUCCUGAUGCAGCUGCCAAAGCUUUUGACCUCCUGGCAAAUACAGAAACUUUAAAGAAGAAUCUGCAUAGCGUCAAUAUCCAUCACCAAUCAAGCCAAACUUCCAGCCACAUGCAAAACCAGCAAAACUCUAUGUCUAACCAACUGCUUGUUGGGGAAUGGGAAAAAGAAAGAAAGGCGAAAGAUAAGACUCAGUCUGAGAGAGAAGAGUAUGUGACAGAGCUUGGACAAACAAGCCCUGGUUUUACUGAGGAAUCCAACAAUCCUACAAAUGUAGGAGUAACCUCAGAGGAAAAUAUAAUCGUUCGAAUUUUGAAAGAUGUUGCUAGUUAUAAAGACAACAGGCAAGUGUAUCACUUUGACUUUGGACAUCAGUACUUCUAUGAGACCAGGAAGGAACAUACUGAAAAUUGCAUUAAUAACUUGGCAGACUGGUCUGAUGAUGCAAUUCGGCAGUGUUGGAGAAAUCUGUUUGCAGUAGUAAGGAUACUGGUGAACAUGUUCAGUUUGUUUUUGAUUGAGCUGUUAAAUUUCUUAUGUCGGUCAGUCUUCCAAGUCCUAUUGGUUGGACUCUUGACAGUAAUUGGAGAUCAUCUACUGAAGCCACUCCUGGCAUCUUUGUUCAACAGUCUACUGCAACCCAUCAUGAUAUUCCUGCUGAACGUUUUCAUUGGAAUAAGAAACCUCUUGAACCCUUCAAUUGAUAUCUUCAGGAGACUGUUAAUGCAAAUAACUGCUGUGUUGCAUGCCUUCAGACUUGUGGAAGUGAACUUGAAUAGAACUCCAUCCCAGUAUCAGGAUGUGUAGCCAAACAAGUCAUCUGUCCCAGGAUGAAUCUGAAAAGCCUUGAAGAUGAGAGUGAAGGAUGGCUGAAAGUGAAUCCCUGUGCUGGAUUGUUACCAGCAACUGGUAACUGUUUUUACCACUCUGGUCAGGUCAUAAGUAGUUUUUAGUAGCUAUUGGUUGAGAGCCAGUAGUAUGAAUUAUGCAUUCCACCAAAUAGGAGUUUUACACUUGAAGUGAGUGAUAUUUCGUCCGUCCCGUUAUUACACAAAACUUAAAUAGUGCUUACACUCAGGUCUCCAUUGUUCAAGCUUUGUCACUGUGUGCACUUAUUUUCUCUUCUACAAGGUACUGACUAUAUGUGCUUCCACUAUUUCUUUUAAAAGGCCUUUUGAGUGUUAUGCUAAUGAGUCUUGAUCAUUUCUCGCACUUGUGCUGCCUUAAAUACAACUCAUUGAGUGUCUGCACUCACACUGUCUUAUAUAAGACUUAUCAAGUAUUUAUGCUCAUGCUGUGUUCUGAAAGCUUGUGCCCAAUCAUCCUACAAUACAAGGGUUGACCGGCGUUUCGGCUUACGUUGUCCCUUAAACGAAACACUACAAGUGCAAUUAAGUGAAAGUGAUCUGCUGUUUUGUCUGUAGAACUGUUACUGUUAUUCCUCAAGGAUGUGAUUAGUUGCACUAAGCUCUGGAAUCAAGAUCGGGGGUUUCCUGAUGACUCAUAAAAUAAAUUCACCCUCUAAAUUGGUACUGAACCAUUAAGAACAGUUAGGUUACAUGUUUGAUUUCUAAUUGAUGUUGAAUUAGCUGAUCUUGGCCAGAAUGCAAAUGGGUAUUACAAUCAUCAAUUUAUCCUGGAUUCCCAGUCUUGAUUGCCAUCAAUUGGAAAAUGUGUGUGUGUAUUCAUUUGUGUAAAGUUGACAAGGACAGGAUUGAGUUUAGCUGGGAGGUGCUACAUGUUAGUGAAGCCUGCCUGUACCAAGGCCAAGGUCCUGAGAUUUCUGGUGGUCUGCUCCACCAUCACAGGCGCAGUACAGUGAAAACCCCAAUCCUCCCUAGACCAAGAAAAGGAGGUUAUUUACAUAUUCAGGAUGAAGGUAUGACACUGAUGCACCUUUUUCCAAAUUGGCAGCUGGAAUGUCACAUUGGUGCAGUAACACUUUAAUGGCAAAAAGAAGGUCUGGCGAUGUAAUAAAUCAGUACUUAAUAUUCACGUCUUCUGCUCCAUGUGAAGGAGCUAGCCUUUCAAGGAAAAUCAGAGAUUGUUUUGGUUAUCUUUCUAUGGCAAAGAUUUUUGGCCUUUUUACAGACUUCAGUUGGCCUCAUAAUCUCAAUGGAUACACAUGCUGUUGAGUCCAAAGUAAACUGAAAGGCUGAAAUUCCAGUCUGUUCCAGAAUCUUCUCUAGACAUGGUUCUUUCAUGAGGAGGACUGCUCACAGUUCCAUACACCAAAAUUUAAAGCAUGAACAUGAAAUGGUGUGGAAUCCCAGCAUUACUGGGUCCUACGCUAAAUUCCUGGUGUCUUUUCCCAUGACUGAAAAUUUAGCUUUCUGAUCUCUCCAACAUACAAAAAUGCUUGGGUCUGAGAGUCUUAGUGCAUGUGAAGAAUGAUCAAGUAAGUGGUGUACUGGAACUUCAUAGCUAAUUUUACUGUUGUGAUUUUUAAGAAAAAUGUAUGUAUUGUGCCAUUAAAAUUGAAGCUGUGCUA
Molecule: messenger RNA, 2510 nt
Organism: Rhincodon typus (whale shark)
Lineage: Eukaryota; Metazoa; Chordata; Chondrichthyes; Orectolobiformes; Rhincodontidae
Exons: 5
Coding region: 17-826 (269 amino acids)
Source: RefSeq, a predicted model, not a curated record